AUGACUGAUCUCGACUAUGCCGAUGAUAUCGCCUUACUUGCUUCGAGUCUUGGUGAUCUGCAGUCCAUGGUGUCACGGGUGAACGAGGUCGAAAAAUCGGUCGGUUUAUCCAUAAACGCUGGGAAAAUCAAAGUGUUUUCAAGCCGCACCCCUGACCAGAAGAAGGCACCCCUCGGGAUUGAUGGCUGUCAACUCGAAGAAGAAGACAGUUUUAAAUCCCUCGGGGCGAGGCUGCUGCCUAAUGGACAGAGUAAGGACGACAUUGUCUCCCGAAUCGAUGCUGCCCGCUGGGUUUUUUCAAGCCUUCUGAAAUGCCUGUGGAUUCGACGUGACCUCUCUAUCGCCACAAAGAUUCGCGUGUACCGUGCAUCUGUCCGGUCUGUCCCUCUCUACGGUUGUGAAUGCUGGGCUGUGCACGCGAAGGACGAGCGAAAACCGGAGGCAUUUGACCACCACUGCUUGAGGACCAUCCUUCGAGUGAAGUUCACCGACUUCGACUCAAAUGAGACAGUCCGCGCUCACUGCGACAACAUCGCAAGGAUAACUCAAACCAUCCAAGAAAGACGACUGAGGUGGUUCGGGCAUGUUCUUCGUCGUCAACCUCAGGAGCUCGAUCCGGCACCGCUAGCCCUUGGGAGGCGUCAAAAAGGGGGUCAGUUCAAAACAUUUCGUCAAGAUAUGGAGGUGGUUCUUGGACCUUCGGUAUUUGGUCUACGUCGUUGGCGUAGUGGCGUGGGAACGAUGAGUGUUUAUAGCCCCUGAAUCACUUAUAAGCCCUGUAACUUCGCAUAACUUCAACUUCUAUGUGACUGUUUUGGCCUGAUGACGAGUUACCGAAAACACGUGUCUGCCAAAUCAACUUUUCAUUUGUAAUUAACAUAGAUAUUGUAUGUGCUCUUUUAAAUUGGUCAUCAAGGGUAUUGCUUUUUUACCUUAAAUAUACUAUACAUGAAAGGGAGUCACUAGGAGUGAGUGUUUUCUGCGCCAUCUCAAAAAAACUGUGUGUACGGUCAACUUGUUUGUUCGAGAAAGACGCGACAGACGACAACUAUAUCUGCGGAUGCUCCAGAACUGGCUAUUGACGAAACUGGGGCAAAUGAACAUGUCCAGUUUGUUUUUCAACAGGAAGGGACUCCUCUACACUGGAGCCUUGCAGUGUAAACUCAACGAGAAAUCGCCAGGAAGAUGGAUCGGACAUGUCUUUGAUGAAGUCAUGAAUAUGCUCGUGCUGUCCUGAUGAAUGAUGAAAUUUGCACCGUACAAAAAGUUUUCCGACUGGACAAAGAAAAGUCAGGCCGUGACCUGAAAACAUCUCAAAGGCCUCUGAAAAUUAUCUUAUAAAACGAAGCCUAGGCAGCUCUCAUGUUAGAUAGAAGAAUAGCCUUGCGGAGAUCGCACAAAGAGGGAGUGAUGGAAGCUGUGGAAGUGUUUCUGUCUCACGUAGCAGAGGCAUACUCAGUGUAGAGGAAGUCAAGCGUAAUUUGUAUCAUAUAAAGUCCUUCCAAGUGGUCUGCCUUCUGUUACCUAAGACUUGGGGACCGCAGCAUAAGGAUACUUCCGUUGCGUAGCUGCAUUGGCAGAACUAUGCAAUAUGAAUGCAUCGCAAACAUGCGUGACCGCCUCCGUAGCUCAGUGGUUAGAGCACUGGUCUAGUAAACCAGGGGUCGAGAGUUCAAUUCUCUCCGGAGGCAGAAUUUUGGUAUUGACGAAAUAAGACCAACCAGUCUUAUUUGCUGCAAAAUUAUGGGGAAAAAAAUAAUCAAGCGAGAAAUUAUGUACUUCCUUGAGCGGCAUUAUUUGUCAUGCGAUGCCCGGCACGGAUUUCGAAGGGACAGAUCAUGCGUGACAAGCCUAAUAUAUUGCUUAAAAGGCUGGACCCGGGCAGUCGAUGGCGGGAAUGCAGUGCACGCAGUCUACGUCGACUUUAAGAAAGCAUGCGAUAGUGUACCAUUAAGCCGAACAGGCAUUAGAGCUAAUCUCGUGAGGUAGAUCUAAAGCUACUUUAUCGGCCGAUCUCAAAAUAUCUACUUCGGUGACAGGCAUUCGGUCGAAGUGAUCACGCAGUACUUUUACGGGACUACGAGCUGUAUUCCGAACCGCAUACAAAAUACAAUACGAGGCCAAAUAUAUGGAAAGGGGACUUUCGCCAAAUGAGAGCCGAGGCAUCACAAAUAGACUGGGAAGUUCUCUUCUCCGGAAACGUUAACGAGGAUUGGAAUUCAUUCAAGGAUCGGUUGCUGCAUCUAAUGAGGAGCCACUGUCCCUUAUUAAAGCCUAGGACAUCCAACCGCCCCCAGUGGCUAACAAGAGAACUCAAAAAGGAGAUCAACAAGAAAGGAAGGCUGUGGAAGAAAUUUCACGAAAACAACAACAUAGCAGCGUUUACAGAAUAAAGUUCAAAGAAAUAAAUUGAAAAGACUGAUUUUCAGGAGGCGACGGAAUUUCGAGAGUAAUUUGCUUCACCGAGCCGUUAAAAAUCCGAAAUUGCCCUACAGCUAGUUGCGGAAGAGCACACGUAACAGGAAUCCCAUUCCUAUCAUGAGGAAUGCUGACGGUUUGGAGAUAUCGGACAGUACAAAUAAAACUGAGCAUUUUUCUCAGUUUUUCCUAUUCGUUUUCACAAGAGAAGCAGACUUUAUUCCAUCUAGCUCUGAGAACAUGGAAGAUCCGGCAAAUGACAAUAUUGUGUUUCGAGAAGAAGCGAUUUUGAAGAACUAAAAAGCCUGAAGGGAUGUAAAUCUCCCCGUCAGGACGACAUCCCAACAAAGCUGCUCUUUCAGCUUGCCCGAGAGUUGGCCAGACCACUAUCCUUUCUGCGCCAGAAGUCGUUUGAUGCUGAAAUCCUCCCCACAGACUGGAAGACAGCCCACAUUACACCCCCUUACAAAGGCGGUAGUCGUGCUCUUGCAAAAAACUACAGACCCAUCAGUCUGACAUCAACCUGCUGCAAAGUGAUGGGAAAAACCAUCAAAAGGGAGUUGGUGGCUUACUUGGAAACCCACAACCUCUUGCUCAAUGCCCAAUACGGUUUUCGCAGGGAAAGAUUGUAUGCAACGAACUUGCUAUACACAAUGCAAAGCUGGACAAAAGCACUCGAUGCAAAACACACUGUGCAUGUAGCCUAUAUCGGUCUCCAGAAGGCGUUCGACAGUGUUCUGCACCAGCGUCUCCUGUACAAGUUGAGUGUCAUGGGCAUCGGCGGCAAACGUCUUAAAUGGAUCGAGAAUUUCCUUGUCGGGCCGUUCCCAAAUUGUCUGCGUGGAGCAACAGCAAUCAAGGUGAGCAGUCAUAGAGAAUGGAGUCCCAAAAGGCUAAGUGCUCGGACCGACCCUCCUUCUAUUGCUAAUUAGUGAUUGUGUACAGGAAUUGGAUUGUGAUUGUGAGAUGUUUGCAGAUGAUAUGAAAAUCUGGAAAGUCAUCCAGAAUGUCGCCGACGGCAGCAACUUCCAAGAAGAGUCUUUUGAGUUAAAGGCAGUUGCGCCGAAACUUAAUACAAGUUUUCCGUAUCAUGCGUGCUUUUGACUGCAACCCGCCGUGUGAUGACUUUUUCCAAGUCGGCACUACAACUAGCCCGCGAGGACCUCGCUUCAAGCUACGUUUGGUCCAAGGAAGAUAGGAAAAUCUGGCAGCGGACGGUGCGAUAACUUCCUUUAACCGUAAGCUAAUGGAUGUCACAUUCGAACUCCCUCUGGCACAGAGACCACAGAACCAAUGGCUCGGACCUAAUUCUUAUGAAAGACUUCUCUAAUAGUGACGAAGUGUAUUCAAGUGCACCUCUACUGUGGGAUUACUCGCCAGAAGAGAAAGGAUGGCCAACGAAGCUGAGGAAUGGCCCUCAUUAUUUAUCCAAAGAGAAUGAAAGUGAGCAAACAUACGCAAACACGGCUUCCUCUGCUGCGUCGACAGAAGCAAAGGUAAACAGUAGGCGUCUAGAAUUCGAUAACAAUGACAAUCAGUGUCUUGUGCGAGAAAAGGGUGGUCAGACGCGAUCUCAGCGAACAAAAAGAUGUCUCAGAGCACCCCGAAAAGGCACAGAGAGUCAGAUAAGGGAGCAGGAGUUGGCUACACCGCAAACAAAAGUCGUGCCGCUGAAAAUGACAAAUGACCAAAAGAUCGUAGUAAAUAGUCAGGGCGUGAGUCCUACCGAAUCAAACCUUCCUAAAUCGGUGAAUGCCGGUAGUCGGCAUAUCCGUGAUGAAGUCUCUGCAGGUAUGAUUAAACCACAAGGCCCUCUAGUUGAUCGAAGUGGAUGCACUGUCAUAAAUGGCAUGCCUGAGUCUGUUUCCGACACUCCAAAAGACAGAAUACAGCAUGACAUAGAAAUAUUCCAGGAAUAUCUUAAAUCACGCUUAGCUGCAGUCCUUUGUGAUGCUCCAGCUAGGGCCUUCAUUAAGUAAAUUAGGAAUGCCAAUGCCUACCACGGCUGCGAGAGAUGCUACAUUAAAGGUGACUAUAAAGACAAGGCAUGAGGGAGACACAAGCCACGCCAGUCCGCCAAUGGCUGGGAUCAGAGAGGCCACAAUCGGCCAACGGAAAACAGGCUAACCAACGUGCGUGCGCUGGACACGGUUAUAAUACGAGGCAGGCGGCAAGGCUGAACAAAUCAAGGCCAGCAGGAAACGCCAGCGACCGACUCUGAUGAUGGAAACGAGAGUGUUUCCGAAACGUCAGCUUGAAUACACUCUGGUCCAUGAAAUCGCCUUCUCUUCUUCAUCUUCCUCGGGGGAUGACAAACACGACAAUAUAUCUGGACCUCGAAUCUUCACGCAUAUUGCUUUAUGCUAUGGGCGCACAUGCCUCCACUCAGCACGCAGAUGGGUGUCACAAAACCAAGAGGUACUGAUAACCGGAGACUUCAACGCACCCAUGGUCGACUGGAACAAUUUAUUAGUAAACGGUUCGCGAAAUUCGUUUGAUUCUAGGCUCUUGAAACUAACGGCUAAUCUCUUUCUGGUACAAAACGUCACGUUCCCAACCAGGAUCAGAGCGGACCAAAGAGCAAAUUGUCUGGACCUCGUCCUUACAAAAGACCAAAUUAGCCCUGGCGAACUUAGGUUCAUAACACCGCUGGGUAAGAGUGACCAUGUCAUGCUGUUUUGGGAAUACCGCCUAUGCAGCCAGCAAGUGAAUAUGACUGAGCCUCGGCUGAAUUUCUGGCGAGGCGAUUUUGCCGCCAUGAGAAGGGAAUUAUCGGCAGUGGACUGGAAUGAUGUUUUUUCCGGACAUCCGGACGUUGAUUGGAACACUCUCAAAGGAGUUUUAACAGACAUCAUGCAUCGGAACUGUCCGACAAAGAGAGUCAAAAAGAAUAUCCGUCCUGCCUGGAUAACGCGGGAUAUAAAGAAAGAAGUAAACUGGAAGGACAAACUAUGGAGAAGGUAUGCAACAACAAAACAACCAUCUCAUUACGAGCAGUUUCGGCGAAAGCGAAACGAGGUAAGAUCGGCUAUCCGCAGGUCGCGGAAGGAGUAUGAAACGCGAGUUAUGGAACGGGCCGUCGAUAAGCCAAAAGUGCUCUUCAGUUACAUCAAUAGUAGGUUAAAGAACGAGGAGACGAUCUUAGUGUUAAAAGGAGAAAACAAUGAGGAUAUAAUCGAAAAUGACGCCAAGGCAGAAAAUCUAAGCCGGUUUUUCGCAUCUGUUUUCACUGAUGAAACGGACUUUGUCGAGGCUAGAUUGCCUGCUGGGACAACCAACGAAAUAAUAGAAAACAUCGACUUCAUAGAAGAAAAUGUCAGGAAGGAACUUCUAGCGCUUAAGGAGGGUAAGUCUCCGGGUCCCGACCAAACUCCGGCAAAAGUUCUGAAGGAGUUGGCUUGCGAACUCGCCAGACCGCUUUUGCACAUCUUCAGGUCGUCCUUUGACCGAGGCAUUCUCCCCUCUGAUUGGAAAAUGGCGAACAUAUACCCCAUUCACAAGGGUGGAUCCAGAACAAGUACAAACAACUAUCGGCCGGUGAGCCUAACGUGCAUUUGUUGCAAAGUCAUGGAGAGAAUAGUCAGAAAUCCAUAAUGAAGUUCCUUGAAGAAAAUAAUUUCAUUGCUAGUUCUCAACAUGGCUUUCGACGAAAUCACUCCUGCGUAACUAAUAUGCUUUAUUCAACGGAAGAGUGGUCUCGCUCGUUAGACGCAGGAACAAAGGUCGAUAUCGUUUACAUUGAUUUCAAGAAAGCCUUUGAUAGUGUUCCACACCACCGGUUACUUUACAAGGUCCGAGAGUCAGGGAUAAGGGGAAACCUACUAAACUGGGUAAAGGACUUUCUGACUGGUCGAUCACAAUCUGUGUAUUGGUAGUGCGAAGUCAUCGUCAGUGCCAGUCGUACGCGGAGUUCCCCAGGGCUCUGUACUCGGACCGGUACUAUUUUUAAUUUAUGUCAACGACAGUAUGAAUGGACUGGACUGCAACGGAGUCAUGUUUGCCAGUGACAUCAAGCUAUGGCGAGCGAUCAACGGGGAAAAUGAUGAACGGGCCCUGCAAGAAGGACUGAACCGCCUAUGCGAAUGGUCUGAGAAAUGGCAGUUGAAGUUUAACCUUGAAAAAUGCGCCACGCUGCGACUCAAAACAGCUGGAAGAGCCGACGGAGAGGAUCACCAUUACCUGCUUGGUGGAAGGUGCCUUUCAAAUGCGACACAACAAAAAGAUCUUGGGAUCAACAUUUUGUCGACUAUUAAGCCUUCAUCUCAGUGCGUUAGGGCGGCCAAAACGGCGACUAGUGUUCGCUUUGCCAUUAAACGAACUUUCAUAGACAUAGAUAAAGAGUUAUUUGGAAAAGCAUAUGGAGCAUUCAUUCGUUCGCACCUGGAAUAUGGAAUCCAAGCGUGGCGCCCGUGGCUAAAAAAGACCAUAAGUUGCUAGAAAGAGUUCAGAGGAGAGCGACAAAAGUUGUGAAAGGCCUCAGGACUUUACAUUACAACUGCCGACUUAGUGAACUUAAGCUCUUUUCUCUUGAGUACAGGCAGGUUCGAGGUGAUCUCAUACAGACCUAUCGGAUAUUGAGGAACCGGGACUGUGCCUUACACCUGGACGAUUUCUUCACCCUGGCCACAACAACAAACCUGCGUGGGAACUCCCUAAAACUUAGAGGAUCCCGAUGCCGCCCAAACGUUCGAAGAUUCUGUUUUUCACAGCGAGUCAUCGGUGCCUGGAACGGGCUUCCCGAGGACAUAAUAAUGGCGGAUACCACGAAGACGUUCAAGCAAAGACUAGAUGUAUAUUUGCUUGGACAAUACCGCUUGUCUGGACAGAACAGCUCUGUGGUGCCAAACCAACGCCUUGCAUACACCUACCGCUAAUGAGGAUGUCUGUCAUUGCAUUUUACCGAUAUCAUCUACAACUGAAUGUGUCUGAGUUUCGGUUGUCCAUUUUCAAUAAAAAAUAUUAUGUUAAGUGUAGAUAGUACUGACAACAUUUUAGUACUGUGUUUAUUCAAAGUUACAUAUUGCAUGUACCGUUUACAAUAGGGUUUUCAAAGGCAUUGCCUAUUACCCUAAAAAUAUACUGACCUAUAUACUGACAUUUGCGAAGCGAGAGUUAUCCACCUACGCUCAGCUGAAGUUCCUGCACCGGUGCCUUAAACAGAACGUCUUACCUAAAUGCCUCAGAUACAGACUGCCUGUGAACACUGAUCUAUGCCAGCGGACGAUGGGACACAUCAAAAAGACGAUGAUCAGAGUACUGAUACAAGACUGCCACUUUCGUAUUCGCAAAUACCGCCAAGUGAUAGAACAACAUUUGUCAACUUGCCAGUCGAUUCUGACCGCGCCCGAGCUGGAAGCCUUGAGGGCGGCAAUCCUCAGUGGGGCACAGCGUCACCCAAAGCUACGCGAUGGUCAACUGUCAGAGAAAUUCAGUAAAUUAUGUCCGCCGAGACAGCCCUCAUCUGAAGGGAUCCUGGUUUACAACCUAUCCUCUCAUCGUCUCACGCAAUAACAGCUAGCGGUUUUGUCCUAUGACACUAAGUUCAGCACGAGAGAUGCUCGACCAGAAGACUUCAUUGCAUCCUUCGAAUCAGCGCUCCAGAAGUGCGAGGCAGAUGAAGAACGCAAACACGCCAUGCGGCAACAGGUUUCGUCCUUGCUUCUCCAGCACAAACCCCAAAUGACGAUUUCCGAAGCUGAAGAACGAAAACUUUUCAAUUUACGAAAAAUUAAGAAUAUCGUCACCCUGCCUGCUGACAAGGGGCGCUCGACGGUCGUCAUGGAUAAGACCGAAUACUGGACUAAACUGGAGAACUUGCUGAUGAACACGGAGUCUUAUGCGCUUUCGGAUGCCAUCGAGUUCAAAAAGCUUGUAAACAACAUAAACAAGACGGUAAGGAGGUUAAAGAAAGCAAAUGCCCUCACGAGAAGAGAGGCCCUGUCUGCGAAAGCCACUGACACGUCGAUGGUACGCUUCUACGGCCUGCCCAAGGUACACAAACCAGGAGUGCCCCUCCGCCCAAUCGUCUCUCUACAUGGCACCCCAACAUUUGGACUAUCAAAGUGGCUGUACCAGCGACUGUGUUUCCUCAUCAAGGACUCAGAGUGGACGGUGAAGUCAGCUGGAGGGUUUUUGACUCGCAUCCGACAUUGUAGAGUGGAGGCAGACGAGGUGAUGGUGUCCUUUGACGUGGUCUCAGUGUUCACGCCUAUCCCACCUCACCUGGCCAUCGAUACUCUCGACGGACUUCUCCGAGAAAAUACGACGAGACCGACCAACAGCUUAAACGAGUGCACAUCAUCGAGCUCCUAG
This is a messenger RNA of Spirometra erinaceieuropaei, 8730 nucleotides long. Lineage: Eukaryota; Metazoa; Platyhelminthes; Cestoda; Diphyllobothriidea; Diphyllobothriidae. The record is from the annotation of a GenBank genome assembly.